CCAACGCUUUUCACUGUUUAGUACUAUUUCGUAUUAUCAGCGUGGCUGAUCUUUCUAUCGGUUCUAGAAUUCGUUCGUUCGCGACGUGCCUUAGAUGUAAGUGACUGGUUUCGUAUGCGCAUCGUCGUGUAUUGUCGCUGAGACUGUACUUACAAAAGAAACAAAGGAGUUUUGUUGUCUCAGCGUGCGCGUAGAAACCGUUAACGAUUGGUUCGUACGAGGUCCGUGAUACUCUUCAACCGAAUUUCGUCCGACCUUUCUGUCAAUAGAAGGAUCACUUCCACUUUGCGAGACGAAUAAUAGGCAACAAAUAAUAAAUAAUUCCACGGAGUAAUACAUAUAAGGGUCUGUAUUUAAGACUAGAAAUUUAUUAUUAUUAUUUAAGACGUCUAAAAGGAAAGAACGUGAUGGAACAAUAAUAGAAAUAUCAAUAAAUAACAGAGGCUGUUCAAAUAAUAUAUGAUUAAUAAUAUAUAAGUAAUAGAUAAUUAUCGAUAUUAUAAAUAGUAAUCAAUCAAAAUAAAAGAAGAAACAAUCGAACAAACAAGACUCAAGAUGUCUGAAGAAAAACGUAACGAGACUUACCGUUUGCCCGUGGAUUCCACCGACUCACCGGAUUUGUCUCCACCCGACAGAUACAACACUCCAAACCCGACGCCUUCGAAAUUUUAUACAGGAUCGAGUCCUAGCAUGAAUAGUCUGAUAGAAAAGCUGAGGCAGUUGCGAGUGAAGACGCCCGUGGCACCCAGGGUACCCUUUCCUACUCCUGUUAAACUAUCUCCCACUGAAUCUUCCGAGUCAUUCUCGAGCAAAGACACCAAGCUACCCACCUGUAGUGAACCUGAUCUGAUGAAGAUGUUAGAAAUGCAUAUCAAUACGCGUUUAUCGAUUUCUGAAGAACGAUACAGUGCAGUUCACGGCAGCUACAGUGUCGACAACGAAACGUUGAAGACGAUGCUAACCAAAGAACUUGAACGUCGCCGGAUGGAAAAUUGGGGAUUAAACAGGGAGAAUGUAGUUGAAAGGAAGAGCGAAAUGACCUUGAGUCCGCUUUUAAGUCGCCGUUUGAAGAAGAAUCGAAAGUUCUUUGUGGAUAUCCUACCUCCGAAAGAAAUUGAUUCACCGCAGUCAAGCGUGGAUAACUCUCUCCAGGUUGAAACUGAUUCACCUCCGUUAAUCGAGUGUCCCCUGGAAUAUGAGCCAGUUCGUCAUAACGAUGAACUAUCAUUCUUAUCACAUGGUUUGCACAACAUCUCUGGAGCGUUUUCUGAAUUCUUGUCGUUUAAUAGAGAUAUGGGAUGCAACGUUAGUGACAAAGAGAGUAGCGCGAAGUUGAAAACGAAUAUAUUGAUAGAAGAAGAGAAAUUUAGGGAGGCUAUAAACGCUUACUUGGGAGAUUCCGUGAGCUACGAGCAGAAAGAGAUGGUGUUCGAUAGCUAUAUGAGUAUUAUUAAUUUGAACAAAUCUGAAGAUUUUACCAAAUUUAAUAACAAUAACUACUUGGCGUGUAAACAGAAUCCUGAAGAGAAGAGAGAGGACGAUCUUGUUAAUAAGAUCUUGUCUAGGAUUUCUUUGGAUGAUUUUGAUGAGGGUCAAAGAGAAGCGAAUUUGAAGGUUAAAAUGGUCGAAGAGAUGAUCGUGGAUGAAGAAGAUUAUUUCCAAAGUAUUUCCAAAGAAGAAGGAAGCAUCAUGUCUCCAAACGGAACUCGUAAAGACGAAGAUAUUGUAUCUCCUAAUAGAGACAUUUUGCUGAAAAAAAGUUGCUCCGAAUCCGAUAUUUCAAACAGUCCUAAAAUCAACGAUGACGUUAUAUCCGAAGAGUAUAUCAAAAGAUUGGAUAGAUCUCAAUCGAUGACGGACGAGUUAACACGCGCUGGGUCCUAUUCAGAGCUAUCAGCGAAUUUUGAUAUGCAGAUCGAAGAGAGGGAUACUGACACUUACAAAUUGAUAGAUUCUUUUGAUACAACUGGUGAUCACGAAAGCUCUACUGGCCCCGUAGAUUUUUCGAUAGUUCCUGAACAGAAAUCGUUUGGCUCGGUUGAUUCUUUGACGAGUCCGAAAGAAGAUACAAAUGAUGAUCAAAGAGAUUCGAAAUCAUAUGCUAGUGACAAGUGUACUGAAGAUUCGAAUAAAAGCGGUGAAGAUAAUGUUGCGAGCGUUUAUUAUUCAGUCAGCUCUCGUGGGAGCAUUGGUUUAAACGAACGUCUCAGUGAAGUAGACAACACAAAGGAUUUUUCUACUGAUUCAAGUGAACGAGAGUUGCCGACAGACACGAGUCAUAAAGAUCGUGAUCCAUUGCCUGACGAAGAAGAUGAAGUUUUCGAAAAUUUUGGUUUGGUCGAGACUUUUAAAAGGGAGGCCGGUUUCCAAUCGUUUCUGAGAAGAGUGAUGAACAAAGAAUGGAUGCGUUCGAUCAGAAAAUCAAGGAAUUCGCCACAGAUAAUGAUGGAUGCUGAAGGUGAUAAGGAGAAAGCGGAGAAGGAAAAUAUGCCGCCUUCGUCGAUGCAGAAAGAUGACGGCAGUGAUUUAAAAUCGACAGAGUAUUACGAAAAGGAAGAAUGUCUGAGAAUAAAAUUUAAGAAGAGGGAACCUAAGAUAUUGCAAGAGAGAAAUCCAGAUGUGCCCUUUCCGCCGUCGCACAAAUUGACAGUGGCUGAUGUGUUCGACCCGCGAACGGAUCGGCCACGGCCGGAAGUCCUCAAGCAACACUUUAUCCUGGAAGGUAGAAUCGACGAGGCAGCGGCUCUUCGUAUAGUCAACGAUGGAGCAGCCCUUCUUCGCUCAGAGAAGACUAUGAUCGAUAUUGAAGCUCCGGUCACCGUGUGCGGUGACAUUCACGGACAGUUCUAUGACCUGAUGAAGUUGUUCGAGGUGGGCGGACCACCCUCCACGACGAAGUAUCUCUUCCUCGGCGAUUAUGUAGACAGGGGUUAUUUCAGUAUCGAGUGCGUAUUGUACCUGUGGGCACUUAAGCUGUGCCAUCCAAACACACUGUUUCUUCUCAGAGGCAACCACGAAUGCCGUCAUCUCACGGAAUACUUCACAUUUAAGCAAGAAUGUAAAAUAAAAUACUCGGAGAGGGUGUACGACGCUUGCAUGGAUGCGUUCGACUGUCUACCGCUGGCGGCCCUCAUGAACCAACAGUUCCUCUGCGUGCACGGUGGACUCUCGCCGGAAAUUCACAAUCUAGAAGACAUACGCAAAUUGGACAGGUUCAAAGAGCCUCCGGCGUAUGGCCCGAUGUGCGAUCUACUUUGGUCGGAUCCAUUGGAGGACUUCGGCAACGAGAAGAACGCCGAACAUUUCUCUCACAACAGCGUUAGGGGUUGUUCAUACUUUUACAGUUACGCGGCGUGCUGCGAUUUUCUGCAAAACAACAACCUGCUCAGCAUCAUAAGGGCGCACGAGGCUCAGGAUGCGGGCUAUCGCAUGUACCGCAAAUCUCAGACGACGGGUUUCCCGUCGUUAAUCACCAUCUUCAGCGCGCCCAACUACCUCGACGUUUACAACAACAAGGCGGCUGUACUGAAAUACGAGAACAACGUGAUGAACAUCAGGCAGUUCAAUUGUUCACCGCAUCCCUAUUGGUUGCCCAAUUUCAUGGACGUUUUCACGUGGUCUUUGCCAUUUGUAGGUGAAAAAGUCACAGAGAUGUUGGUGAACGUGUUGAGCAUCUGCUCGGACGACGAGCUCAUGAGCGACGGAGACGACGGGCUCGAAGAAGAUGUCGCAGCGAAAGUCGUUAUCCAAAAAAAGAACGCGUCACAAGCCCCGACAUCCGCAAAUUUAACUCGCGAAUGCUUAGUGAAGCGGAAACACAGCGACAGCGGAACGAUAUUUUCACGUGCAGCAGCCAAUCUACGCAAGGAGGUUAUCAGAAACAAGAUCAGAGCCAUUGGCAAGAUGGCGCGUGUCUUCUCCGUCCUCAGAGAGGAGAGCGAGAGUGUGUUGCAGCUGAAGGGUUUAACGCCGACUGGCGCUUUACCUCUUGGUGCGUUAUCAGGUGGAAAGACGUCCCUAAAGAACGCUCUGCAAGGUUUCUCGCCGAACCACAAAAUUACCUCGUUCGCCGAGGCGAAAGGUUUGGAUGCCAUAAACGAAAGGAUGCCGCCAAGAAAGGACGCCCCGCCCACGCCGGUAAACGAGGAGAAGCCCGUGAUAAAGCCACCGGCUCCUGCGGCGGACAAGCGAGACCACAACACACCGCAACCGCAAUCGUGAGCCUCACACUCGUCCAAUCAAGGAAGAACACGGCCGGCAAAGCAUGAUGGAACGAAGACGAGGCCAGCGUUGCACAUUUUUCAGGUGGCAAGGAUGGGUGUUAAGGUCCCAGUGCUGUCGUCGCCACCGUCGAAAAAUCCAAACCAUCGCUCGUCUCUCACCCCCGGUUGUUAUCGCCAGCGUGCCGUUCGUCGAGUCAAGAAGGUGUCAUCGCAACGAGGAACGAGAGUCGCACCACAGCCAACCACGAGAUGCGAGUGUCAGAGAUGGAGUUCGAGAAGAGGAAGCAACCCAUCAGGGAAACAACGAGCGUCGUCGUCGUCGUCGCGUAUGUUGCUCGCGCCUUGGCAGCCGUUGUUGCGACAGAUGUCCCGCACGACGUUUGAGAUACUCGACGACGAGUCGUUUGGCUCCGUUCUGUUGUUCGCGGCCGAAACGUGCCGGAAUAUUCGCCUUGCGAGAGGAGUUGCGCGCCCGCCGUGCACUCGUCUCUUUUGUCCUCUUCCUCCCUGAGGACGACGACUCGUACGACCUCCUUCUGCCGCUCUACGAGCCGUGGUCGCGUUGGAUCACCACUUAAAAGUCGUCUUGUAGCGUCACAGCGAGCAGGACGCGUACGAAGGUUCGUUCUCAGGAAGGCAGAAGUCGCGAAUGGAUCUCCGUGUGUACGCGCGUGCUGGACCGCGAGGAACAGACGUUGAACGAGAUUAGGAACGAGAUUGGAUGAAGUACCGAGUACGAAGUACCGAGUUAUAUAUAGAGUACCGAUGAUUGUAAGAUAAAUGACGCAAGGGUAGGAUAACGAAGGGUAGCGAGAAUCGUAUGCGUUCGUUUGGAAGUCGGGGAGAGAAGGGACGCGCGUAGACACGGAGCAGGGGCAAAGUAGAAAGAGCAUCGCGCUGUAGGUUGGCCGAUCUUUUUUUAUCGGAGGCGCUGGAUAGAAGGCGUACGGAGAAGUUAGCGUGGUAGUUGGUUGGAAAGUUGAUCUUCUCGGAAUCGAACGUGAUAAAGGAAGAUUGUCGUUCGACUUCCUGUAUGCGAGGCGAGUAAUGAUCGAGGCAAGAGACGAAGGAUGGAAACCACGCUCGUGUACGGUCUCCGACAAAGAGAACGGAGAUCAAAGCGAAGAAACGAAAAUAAUUUAUACAUGCCGAUGAAAAUGAUUUGAAAGGAACGAGAAUAAAAAGAAGGGAGAGGGUAAUAAGGGAAGAAUAUAAGAAAAAAUUAUUUUCUCUUUUAAAUCAUUUUCAUCGCGUAUAUACGUUGCUUCCGUUUCUUCGCUUUGCUUUCUGUUCACUCUGGCAGAGACCGCUAGAUCGUGGUGUUUCGCUCCUCCGGCAAAGAAGCAAAAGGGGGAAAGUAAAAUAAAAGAAGAAAAAUUUUAAGGCAGCUGGCCUGUCGGUACGGCGGAGCUUCCGGUUUUAGGAUUCAUUAGAUUCUUAAGAAGUUCGCCCUGGUGGAUGCACGGGCAUCCCUCCGCGCGCGUAAAAAAAAUGGGGGCGGGGAUACUUAAAUCGUAAGUCGAGCUAAGCUUUAGGAUUAAGGCGUAAGUUAUAUCGGAGAAUUUAUUUAAUAUACGCAUAUAUAUUAUAUAUAUAUUAUUAAUUAAUUAAUUAAAAUUAUGAUUAUUACUAUGAAUUAUUAUUAUGAAUUAUUAUUACUAUCGUUAUUAUUACUAAUUAUUACGAUGAUCAUCGAUACUAUCGAAUACGAUACACGAUGUUAAUGAUGAUCAUAAUAAUAGUUCUCGCGACACCUAUGGAAGGGAACAUCGCACGUCGAGCGAAUCGUUUUCCGCCCACCUGCAAGCGAAACUGUUUCCUCUGCGGUAGCACACGUUGCAUUCGAACGAAUUUAACCGGUUUAUCGAACAUCGACUAAGUCCGUACGUUUUUUUAGAACACGUUUAGCUUCAUCCUGUAUUCCAGCAAAACUGGCGACAGCUUCUGAUCCUCGACCAGCUAAUUCCGAUUAAUCAAAUAUUUCCAACGUAAUAUUCUUUCUAGGAUUCGAAUCGAUUCUAGUUAGAAACGAUAUAAUUAAACUUAAAUAAUCCAUUUGAAGUAAUGAGAAGUAAGGAAUGAAAAAUAAUUGAAAGAUAGGAAAAGCAAGAUAAAGCGAAAUGAUUGAAUUCAAUUCAAGAAUUAGCUGGUAUCGAUCAUGGACCAAGGUUUUCAAGGAAUACGACCUAGAAAUCCUUCCUCUAAUCACACAAAUUCGCAGAAACCAUUCACCGUUUCCCAGAGAAUCGCCAUCAAUGUUCUAAACAUCGAGGAUUCUCUUUAAACUAGAACGUGUGUUUCUCGUUGCCACCAAAAAGAAAAAAGAGAAGGUGGCACGCACACUUAAACCAAGUGAAUUUUAAUCUCUGGUCACUUGUGAGAACAUCUUCCAAGUGUUUUAACUUUGUUCCCCUGACCAAUCUACCCGGAUGGGUAUUUUAAAUUCUCGUUCGACGAGAGCUCGAUUCGCCGAUUUCCACGCGACCGUGCUAACCGCGGACAGCGAUUUCGCUUGAAUGAGACGGAUCCGUGCGUCCUAUUUGUUCUUCGAGGAUGAUGACCUAGAACAGAGAGAAAGAAAAGAAUGGGUAAAAUGGCACGCUCGACGAGGCAGAGGAAUCUCUCGAGGCUUCGUGAGCCUCGACCGCGCAUGAAGGAUCUAAUAGCACAUAUUAUACAAUUAUAUCGAUAAACCAUGACAUGUGUGCUCGUUUUGGACGUGCAAUGCGUACACCCCAACCAGUUUCCGAAGAGGCAUUUUAACGGGAAAGGAAAUUGCGGGGAACGUUCUCGAAAAGUGAUGAAACAGGCGGAAAUGGGGGAGAAUGCAUGAUCGAUCGGUGCGUAGGUAUUUACAUUGUUUACGAGUUAUCGUGGUCAAGAGGAACGGGAUGAGGGAUGAUAAAGCGAGAGAAAACGGGAAUGCAAUAACGGACAGAAUGUUCGAAGUCCUCUGAAUCGCGUGAGAAUGGUUGGAGGGAAAGCAAAGGAAAAGGCCAAGCGAACAGACAAACGCAUGACACGUCUAACAACGUUGAUCCUCUAUGAUUUUAAUGUGUGUUCUUGCUACUAUCCGACGUAAGUCUGGGCCACAGCCACACGCUGUUCGAAACUGGUGCCGGAAGUAGAGCCUUUAAUAUCUUUGGCAGGAUGUAUCACGAAGGGGAUCGUAGGGUGGACAGAAUGGUGGGCGAAUAUCAGCGAAUUGUCUCGUAGUUACGUUGUAGUUUUUAUUUUUCUUUCUCUAUUUCUUUUUCUUAAGGGUCUGUUGGACGCGAGAGACGUUUGAGAAAUGGUGGAAUCAAAGCGUUCCAAGGUGGAUACUCGCGUGCCACAAAGUUCACCCGCGAAGAGAUCGAACCUCGAUAUACGUGACUUCCCAGUGGUUAGCUCUUCCUAGCUAAACGCGAGCGUGUUGAGUUCAAGCUGACGGGUAUCAGUGCCAAACUAUAAUUCCUUUACGAUUCUUGCGGUCUCUUCGUUCGAAGAUCACCUGACCCCACUGUACGUAACUAUAGUUCGUGAGACAAAACGUAGAUACGUAGCUAAUUUUAAUUGAUCGAUCGUUUUAUGAUUUGACUUUCGUUUUACAAUUGUACAUUGCGCGUAUCGAUCUUUCGCUUUAAGGUCGACUGUUUUUAAGAAUCUCAAUCGCGAUGGCGCCAUCUGUGUCGGUGGAAAAACGACAGUUUCACGAUGUUUCUUUUAUUCCCUCCUUUUCUUUUUUCUAAGUUAAUUGCUUCUCCUUCCUGUGCUAGUUGUAUACUGAGUUCUCCACGUUUUCCCGUUAUUUGUGACUCCCGAGUGCAUGGCUGGCUGGCUCCUCCUUCAUUCGUUAAAGCGUUCCCGCGCUUAUCGUCGCGUCCCCGCGACGUCAUCUCCCCCGGCCGUGGCCAGCUUCGUAAACAAUUGCAGCCACGGGGCUGCGCCACGCUCCUCGUCGUGUAAUAUUUCUAGUAAUAAAGCGGUUUCGCGAUCGAGUCGCGGGCCUUUCUCGUCGUUUUCGCUGUUUUUUCUACCUCCUCUCUUUAGAGAUCGAUGAAAAGCGGAAGAGAAGACGAGCGGGUAUCGCGACGAAAAGCAUGCCACUGUGAAGGGAGAGUUAAUGGAAAGUCACGUUAGGUGUGCAAGGGCUCGUAGCGAAAUAUUUAGGUGGAAGAAAAAUUGGGGAAAAGACAUGGUAGGAAAGAAGGUCACUUCCGACAGCCAAAUGAUGACAGCGUGCAAGAAUUACGGUCUGAAACAUAAUAAAGAUAAUGAAAGAAUAUUAUUAUAAUGAAAAUGAAUUAAAUAAAAUAUAUGUGUGUAUGUAUAUAUAUAUACAAAAAAAUAUAUUGUGUAUGUAUAUAUAAACGCAUGUACGUAUAAAUAUAUAUAUAUCUCUUCUCACUAUGGAUAAAGAUAUACAGUGAAUAAUAUAAUUCUAUCUCUCUUUGCUACCAAGUUGUACUUAUUCUUAAUUGAUUUACUUGUACAAAAGAAAUGUGUUAAAUAAUAAUGAAAUACAAUUAUAUAUAUAUAAUAUACAGCUAUAUAAAUAAUACAUAUACAUAAAUAUAAAUAUAUAUAUAUAUAAAUAUUAUACAUAUGAUAUAGCGUUAAUUAACUAUUAUUAUGAUUAUUAUUACGAUCAUUGUGAGAUACGGUUAUUCUUACUUAUUUGAUUAUUGUCAUUAUAUGAUUAUUCUUAUUAUUAUUAUCAUGGCUAUUAUAUUGUAUAUCAUUAUUCCUAUUAAUUAUUACCGUUAUAUCGUUAACGACGUUAUCGAUGCUAUAUUUAAUAUUCUCACAUCGUCUCACUAUCGAAACGCAAAAGAAUAAAAAAAAUAUAUAUAUAUAUUACAAAGUACAUAAGAAGUGUGAGUGAGUGUUAUACGGAGUGAAGAAAACGAAAUAAAAAAAAAAAUCAGAGCCGUUGGUAAAGUUAAUAUACAACAAAACGUGUAUAUUAUCUGUUACUGCUGUUCGAUAUUGUGAUGGUCGUUACAGCUGCGUUACGACGAGGGUGACACGAUAAUGGUGAUUCAGGACCAUGUAAUCGAGAAUCCACUUGUCCUCUGCUAUACUAAAAGCUCGACUUUAUCCGUCGCUUUCUGCUCGCACGAUAAUCGCGUUUCCCUGUUGUUUAUCCUUUUCUUUUCCAUUCUGUCUUUUUCCAUUAUACAAACAAACAGAAUUCUUAUAUUCGUGUAUAAUAAUAAAAAAAAAAAUAUAUAAAUUUGUUCAGUGUGUGUUUUACCGUAUCGCAAGUUUUGAUUGUUCGUCUCUUCGCGCUAGAUCCGCCAUUUUUCGUCACGUGACGAGUCUACAUUGUUUCGCGCGAUGUUCCUCAGCUUCCGGUGUACGGUUCUUUCAAAUGUAAUCUAGUAAUCUACUCACGACGUCGAAUAUUUCGUCAAAUUUUCUAUUCCCGUUGAUAAACUCAAUCUCUAUCGAUUUUUCAUUUUCAUCAUUGGGAAAUAUCAUACUGAAAGUUCGCGAAACGAUGGUUAUACAAGAAAAAAAAAGGGAGGAAAAAAGGGAUACGGAUGAUGAUCCUUUUGGACAUGUGUAAAAUCAGAGGAUAAAGAAGAACGCGUACAAUUAAAUAAGACACCUAUGGCAAUACCCUGUAAUUAAGACGUGUACAGCGUCGAGCACAAUUGCUAAUCGAGUUUUAUCAUUAAUUACCGUCGUUCCGCAUACGUACAGUGUAGUACUUAAUCGUUAGCGUUACCUAAUUGCGCUCAAAUAAAGGAAAAUGGUAAAAGAGAAAAGAAUGAAAAUUGAAGAAAGGAAAAAUAUGCUAGAACGAUGAAUUUAUUAUCGGGACCCUUGUUUAACGAAGCGGUUUUUUUUCUUAUAUCGAGUGAUAAUAAAGCGGUAAUCAAAAACAAACAAUACGAAACGAUGAGAGAAAAGAAGAGAUGGACAGAAUUGAUAAUGAUUCCUGAACGCGAACCGUGUCCCAACGUACGUUUUUAUGCAGUCGCCUCUUUAAAACAAACAUAUUGUACAUAUUUGUGCGGGCGUUUUGAUCCUAACAUGUAUCGUGUCGUAGAAAUCUUUUUAGAUAGGUUAAUGAAAAAAAAAAAUCCAUAAAGGAAUGAAGAAAGAAAGAAAUCAAUAAUCGAUCGUCGAUAAAUCGUUGAAAACCUUAUCGACUCGGCUCGGAUCACCGUGGAUCGGUAACGAUAUUCCAUAAGCGCGUGGAUCGUUACCAAUCCGGACGAGAGAUCGAUCUUGUCACGAUAUAAUCAGAUUUAGUCGUUUGUUUCGAUCUUAUUGAACGGGUGUGUCAAAGUGCAAUUUGUAACUGUGUCUACGAUAGCAGGGCAAACGCAAUUAUAAUUGCAAUUAUAAUUGUACGAUUUGUCGAACGAACGCGUACAAUGCCGGUCAUUUUUGCGUUAUAUGCCGAAGAAUGAAACGUCUCGGUAAAAAUACAGGAUCGUCCUUUUUGACGAUCGUAUCCUCCGAUCAAAUGGAAGAUAUCCGAAUAUUAAUCGGAUCCUUCGAGAAAGGAUACGAUCAUCGUUUGUUACACCCGAACCGUCCUCGUUUUCGUAAUCACAGAUCUACGUCGCUCUUUGCUUACGCGAUUGAUGCAUUUUAUCGAUAAAGUAAAUAACAACGUUAUUCAACGAACUUAUCGACUCGAACUUGGUUACGUGUUUUUCUAAGCAGUUUAAGAAAAAGAUGAAAAAGAGAUGUUAAACGACAUCUAGGAGAAAAUAACAGAGAAAAUGCAUACGUUGGCGUGGCAAAGAUCGCUAGAGAAUGACAGAUGAAAAACGAGAACUGUAUUAUAAUGUAGAAGCGUGUAUAUCGUUAAGCUUACGAUUGGGGUUGUCCCAAAGCCUUUCUCUUAGACUUACAAUGUGCGCAUCCACUGAAACAUCCUCUCGACUCCCGGAUCGAUUCUCCCUUUUAUUUUUCUCUCUUACAUUCUAAGUCUCAUCGUUGUACGAAAGAGUACGGGUAUAAUAACGUAACGUGCAUUAAAUAUGUAACUUUACGCGAUGUGACAUCCACGACUAUAUCACAUGCUGGAUCGUGUGCGCCACGUUCAGGAGAAUCCGAAAAAGACCGUUGACGAUAGACGGUAUACCUUCUGUUGUACCAUUCAUUCAGAAAAUAUCUACAUCUUCCUAGAAUGUAGAACAAACGAUAGACGAAAGAAACGUAUGAAACAUAGACACGUUACAUAUUUUGUAAUGGUUAAGCGAUAAAGAAAAAAACACACAAAGAAAAAUCGCAAACGUAUGCACUAGUAAAACUAACGUGUAAUAUAAUCGUGUAUGUUUUUUAGUGACAUAUGUAACUUUACGAAUCGAACUUGAUCGAAUGGGAAAUCGAGCAGCGAGGGUGGAUCAGCGAUCUCUUAGAUUGUUACGAACUCGUUCGAGAUACUUUUUGCCCCUCCGUGAUACGAACAAGGAGAACAGCUAAAACGAGUAUUUUACCAUUUUAUCUACAUUUUUCAAAGACACGCACUCUUUUUCUCUAUCUCUCUUUAUAUCUCUUUCUAUUUCUGUCUAAUGUUAUUCCGCGAUUUGUAGCGCCACCCGAAGUCAUAUGCGUCGAUGUUUAGUAUCUAGAUUUUUCGAUAAGAAAGGAAGUCGAAGGAAGGGCAGAACGAAGAAAGGGGAAAACAUAAGAAAUAUCGAAAGAAAUAUCUGCGAUUGCAUUAUUGAUUAUCAAGGAACCACAUGUAAACGCUUUAAUGAAAAAUACACCUGAAUUUUUAAGAAUAUUAAAAAGAAAAAGAAGAAAGAUACCAAAUACAAUCUGCACCGGAAAUUUUGCAGAGUUCCUUUUUUUCUUUAACGAAUCUUCGAACAAAUUAGAUACCUUCGAAAUGAUGAUGAUAAUAAUAACAAUAAUAAUAAUAAUAAUAAUAAUAAUAAUAAUAAUGACGAAACUUGUCUUUCCAACACCUUGUUUCUCAAAGGACGCGACAAAGAAAACUUUUUUAACCAUCUUCGUUAAUUCUUCGAAUUCUAUCUGCCAAGGGAGGAAACCACGCAAGUAAAGAAAGAGCAACCGUUGUUCAGAUACUCAUCGAACCUCUUUCGAUAAUCGACAAGCAAUACAAUAGCCUCAUUGGCGCGUACAACUCGAUAAGAUGGCGCACGUUCGGGGAACAGAAUUUUUGCGAUGACUUAUAGACGGUUAUAUACAUGUAUAUACGCAUAUAAUAUGUAUACAUACUGAGUUAAGUUACAUGCAUUCUCAUCUCUUUUAUAUACAUAUAUAGACACACACACGCACGCGCGCGCGCACACAUAACACACACACACACACGUAAUAGAGAAGAAAAAAGAGCGGAGGUAGCGAUAUACACGAUGAGACAGAACACAAGACCACAAACUAAAUACUAAAUAUACAUAUAAUAUACGAUAUAAUAUAUAUAACCAGAUGUUCAACCAAGGGGAACUUUUCCUGUACGAAGUGGAUCCGACAAAUUUUGAAAGUAUCUUGUCUCAAGAGGGAAAGGUUUCCCCAUCGUUGAACGAAUCCGAUCGAUUUAAUAUAAUUUUGCUAAAAGGAAAAAGGAAGAAAAAGAAGAAGAGGACGAACCAAGAAAAUUGAGAAUCUAGCCACGUUCUUCGUGGUAUUUGGCACGAUGCCUGAAUGUUUUAUGAAAAACAGAUUUUUGCUACGUAGCACCGGAUACCGUUCGGUUGCUUCACCGCAGCGUUCGUUGCGGCUCAAUGACGAAUUUGGUCGAUCGCGAGUCAAAUCGGUUUUUCCCCCACAUCCAGUGAUUAGAAGUUCUCGACGAUACCGAACAACGAUUCUCUAUCACAGAAAUCUACGACGAGUUUGCGUGGUAAAUUUUACACGAAACAACCGCGUUUUCUCAUUUUUCAAAUUGCUUUCAUGUAAGACAGAUUCAUGUACAUACUUAUGAUAAGUUAGAUCGAGGAAAAGCUUCCAUGUUUCAAACAAAACGUCGUACAAGGGUGCGAAAUUUGUUUAAUGUAAACACAAUCGGUCGAAUUCACCGACAAACCACUUUUAUGUACCUGUUACGACUGAUUAUUGCGUAUUAUUGCCGCGACAGUAAAUAUAUACAUAUACAUAUGUAGAAUUUUGUGUGUGCGCGUGUGUGUAUAUAUCUAUAUACCAUAACGGUUCACCGUUAUUUUGUAAUUAUCGUUAAAUGUCAUUGGCUGCUUGCUAACCGCCGAUUUGUGAUCCAUCAUUAAUCUUAUAUCGGUAAUCGUAUGUACAUAUCGAGUUAGCAAGGAAAACAAAAAAAUAUAAAAAAUAUAAAAAAAUAUAGACGAAAUAUUUUAAAUCGUUAUAUUGGAAUCAGUUAUAUAGAUCAAGGAAUAUAAGACUGGAACAUAAAAUUAUAGACGAAGAGGAUAGAGAACUUCAGAUUGUAUUUAAAUUUGAUUGAUUACAUUUCCACGCAUCCUUUGCACUGCUAAUUAUGAAGAUUAUUGAUCAGUUUAAUCAACAUGUCCAAUUUCUUAUUAAAAAGAUGAUUAUGAAUGAAUUCGUUAAAAUUUAUACAAUUAAUUAAAAUGAAAAUAUUUUAAUACGAAAUACACUGCAAUAUUCUUUAUUUUUACUAUUUGUUAUCGAAAUAAUGUUUAACUAAAUAUUUGGCAUAUAUUAACUGUCGUACUUCAAAUAGUAUUUCAAUAAAAAUUAGGCAUAAUUUACCUCAACACUUAUUCCACAAUAUUAGUGACGGUAUGUUACGUCUCUAUAUUCCUAGAUUCAUAAAAAUGAUGGUCAAGCGGCAGAGAGAAAACAGGCAUUACGAAUCAUCAUUGGAUGUAUUGUGAACUCUUUCGUUUCUUCCGUAUGCGAAUAAAACUGCCUUUCCGAUAAUGGGAAACAGUUAACUGAAUAGAUAUACUGAAAGAGUAAAAAGUUCUAAUGAAACAAGGGUAAAAUCGAUCGAAUCAGAGGGUAAGAAUCGUGAGUAAAGUAUCGCGAUGAAAGAGAGAGGUUGGUUGGGGUAAAAAAACGCGCUUCGUCGCGAUUUGGAUUAAUUUUUCCAGGGAAAUCGUAGCCUUAGUCUUCGUUUCUCUCGUCAGUUUUAUGCAAUGAUUACGGCGGAUACACUUGUAUAUAUCUACAAUGCUCGGAAACGAAGAAAAGAGAACGCAAUGGACGUAAUGAUAGGUCAAACGACAAAGUAACGAAACAUGAUGUCAUUUGAAGUAUGUUACGUAUGGUCUCCGUGGUUAUAACGGAUGUUUACUACGAAAAUCAACGAAAUCAUCGUAUUCACACUGAUCGCUCGAUCGUUGUUGAGUACAUUGUUGAAUCGAUUAGAUAAGAUAUUACGAAAUAUGAUAGGUUUGUUAAAGGUGUAUCCGCCUAGUUUGCACAAAACACUGCAUGAAUCAUAAUCGAACUUAUAUUCGCGGCAUUCAAAGAAUGGCAUUCAACGAUAAAACUGUACAUACGCACGUUUACUAUUGUCUAUUUACUAUUACGAGAAAUCUUAUUCCUAAGACCUUCGACUUACAUAUGUGAUUUUAUCGAAAUGAGAAUAAUUCUGGUAAUGGGGACGAUGACAGUAACAACAACAACAAGAAAAAUGCAACAAAAAAGCAAACUGCAUUGCAUACAUUGUUUAGCGCCAUUGUGAACUUCUAUCCCUUCUUACGAAAUAAGCAUAACUAUAUUUGUUUAUAUAUACAUAUACACGACAAACAUACGUAUAGAAAACAUUACGACUAUUAUUAUUAUUACUAUUAUUCUUAUUAUUACCAUUACGAUGAUUAUCAUUAUUAUUAAAUAUGGCCACUAUGUCUAUUAUUAUGAUUAUUAUCAGUAAACGAAAAAUGAAAACGAUGAAGGUACGAUGGAUAAUUGCUAAAAAUUAAAUGAAAGAUCUUACUUAUACAUAAUUAUAAAUACGUCAUGAUGACAUAUUCAUAACAAUUAAUUAUUAUGAUAAAGUAAUAACAUUAUUAUUAUUACUAUUAUAAAUAAUACCCUAUUCCCAUUUGUUGUGAAUGUUUACGUUGUUUUAUGAUAUUCAGAAUAUUCUAAAAAUAAAGUCUAUAAUUUCCACGAA
Messenger RNA from Bombus terrestris (buff-tailed bumblebee), 15255 nucleotides. RefSeq lists its product as uncharacterized. Gene Ontology annotation, molecular function: calmodulin binding; calmodulin-dependent protein phosphatase activity. The coding region runs from base 556 to 4221 and encodes 1221 amino acids. The transcript is spliced from 16 exons. Lineage: Eukaryota; Metazoa; Arthropoda; Insecta; Hymenoptera; Apidae. The record is from RefSeq and is a predicted model, not a curated record. Gene Ontology annotation, biological process: calcineurin-mediated signaling. Gene Ontology annotation, cellular component: cytoplasm; calcineurin complex.